This is a messenger RNA of Cyprinodon variegatus (sheepshead minnow), 3307 nucleotides long. It is a transcript of the gene ints5, whose product is annotated as integrator complex subunit 5. Lineage: Eukaryota; Metazoa; Chordata; Actinopteri; Cyprinodontiformes; Cyprinodontidae. The record is from RefSeq and is a predicted model, not a curated record. Gene Ontology annotation, biological process: snRNA 3'-end processing. Bases 154 to 3159 code for a protein of 1001 amino acids. The transcript is spliced from 4 exons. Gene Ontology annotation, cellular component: integrator complex.
GUUCCUACUUCCGAUUGUGAACCGCCCUGUGGUUGUAUUUUGUCCCGGAUUUCAACAAAAACACACAUAAAGCUCCUUCUAAACCUCCGAGCUAACGCCCUGAAACCGAGGCACUGGGUUAGAUGUGACGCCUCGGUGCCGAAGCAGUGAGCAAUGUCGGUGGUUUUUGACGGGGGUUCGUUGAAAGGGAUGCAGAGCUCUCACAGCCACACAGCUCCGAGCGCCCUGAGUGCCCAGGAACUUUCUCAGGAGAUCAAGUCUUUCAUCAGCGGCGUCGAUGCCAUUCAGGGCCGGAAGCUCAGCGUCAGGGAGCACGCCCGCUGUGCCGUGCGGCUGCUGCGCUGUGUCCCCGCCUGCAGGGGGGCGGUGCUGGAGCAUCUGAGGGGCGUGUACGACGAGCACGUGUCCAUGUUUCUGCACAACCUUGAGACAGAAGGAAGUUCCAGUUCUGGGGCCACAUCUAACCUGGAGGACAUCAUACAGGAGGUUCAUGGCGUCCUGUCAGAGUUCAUCCGUCUCAACCCGCGAGCCUGGGCCCCGCUGGUGUCCACCUGGGCGGUCGACCUUCUGGGCCAGCUGAGCAGCAAGCAUGCGGGCCGCAGGGUGGCGCCCCAUUCCUCCAGCCUCAACGAGCUGCUGCAGCUCUGGAUGUCCUGCGCCGCCACGCGGUCCCUGAUGGAGGCCUACUCCCAGUGUCUGGCCGCCAUGCUGGCCUGGUGUCCUGACGCCUGCGUCGACGCCCUGCUGGAUACAUCGGUCAAACACUCGCCUCAUUUUGACUGGGUGGUGGCUCACAUCGGCUCUGCCUUCCCGGGAACCAUCAUCAGCAGAGUGUUGGCCUGUGGGCUCAAGGAUUUCUGCUCCCACGGGGCGAAGGAUCAGGGGCUUCUGGCGGAGAAAGGGAGCCGGGUGCCGAAGAUCGGCUCCGUUGUGGGAAUCCUGGGGCAUCUGGCAGCACACCACUCUGACAGCAUCAGGAAGGAGCUGCUCAGGAUGUUUCAGGAGAGCUUGAUUCCAUCCACCCCUCUGUCUCCCACUUCCUCCUCAUCCUCCUGGGAAGCAUCCCCUCAGCUUCGGCGUGCCGCCGUUCCAUUCCUGCUGCAGCUGGCUGCCCUGUCCCCUAACCUGUUUGGCGCCGUGUCGUCAGAGCUGGUGGAGCUUCUGCGGCCUCCAGUCCUGCUCCAGCUGCAGUCUCUGCUGCAGGGCCUCCCCCGAGAGGAGCUGGAUAACAUGCUGGGGCUGGCCGUCCACCUCAUCAGCCAGAGUCCCACAGGGGGAGCUCGAGUCCUCAAAUUUCUGGCAGACACGGCAACGCCGGCUUCAGUCAUCAUCUCCGGUCCUACGCCGUCGCCUAACGAAGGGGUGAGGGAAGGCUGUGACCGCCUCCUCCAGAUGUUGCUACUACAUCUUCACAAACUGGUGUUUAACCGCUCCGACGCGGCAGAGGCCGGCCUUGUGGGCUCGGCCUCCUCUCAGCCACAGAGGGUCACCCCUUUCUUAGAGGAGCUGCGUUCACACGUCGGCCAGCUGUGUGCAGAGACACUGCGGCUGGAAAGAAAGCGCCACCUCUGGCUGCACCAGCUGCUGUGCCUCCUGUCAGUGUACGGGGGUCCCAGUGUAGCCACUGAGACCCUCUGCCAGCUUCUAACCCAGGCUCGAAACCCGGAGGAGUUGGCUUUGGCCUGGCAGCUCCACACAACGCUUUCCUCCUGCAUGGCCGGGCUCAUUCCUGCCGCCGUGGCUCACUGCGUGGCUCAGAUUCACACGCACACGCUAGAGCCCCGGCAGCUCCGGCAGCUGCUGCUCAACUUGGCUGCAGCCAUCCAGAGCCAGGAUGAAGAGAGGAAAGGAACAGCGGGAGGCCAGUCCUCCAUGGCCGUCCAGAUCGGCUUAGCCGUCUCUGGGCACCUCCAUGAUUUUGGCCCUCUCCUCCUCCACGGUGACCCAGCUGUGUCUAACGCCACGGUGCGCCUCCUCUCCUGCAGCCCCCUCCCUCGAACCUCCUCCCCUGCACACCUGCUGCUGCUCUCCCGAGCAUCCGUCACUCAUUUCUUCUUGGCGCUGCGUAGAAGAGGGGAAGCGAGGAAGGCGGGCAGAGACAUGGGACAGACGGGCGAAGCCGUGAGCUGUUCGGUUCUGCUCCUGUCCCGCUUUGCAGCCUACUCGCCUCUCACUCUGAAGGCCAUCCUUCAGCAGCUUGUGGAGGGAGCGCUGCACAAAGGCAACGCUGACCUGUUUGGUGGGCAGAUCGCCGACAUGUCCGGGGCUCCGUUGGCCUCUCCGUCUGUGUCCUCCGACCUGGGAGCCUCUCUGCUGGACAUUAACUGUCGGUUCGGCACCACGGUGAAUUUCUCUGGCAGCGUGUGGUCGGUGUUCCACGCAGGAGUGAUCGGAAAAGGACUGAAGGUUCGAACAGCUGCCAAUCAGCCCGAUCCAUCAGGAGUCAUCCAGAACAUCCAGACUCUGCUGGCCGUUUUAGUCCAGUGCUGCAGCUCAUCCAGCCUCAACGGCUCACAGUCCCCAUCUGACCCCGGCGAGCCACUACCAAUUAACGCAGAGGCAGCCAAAGUUGUUGCAGUCACGCUGGUGGAAAACGUCUGUCCAGAUGUGGCCAAUGGGGAGCUGUCCUGGCCCCCAGAGGAGCACGCCCGCACCACAGUGGAGCGAGACAUCCACAUCAGACGGUGCUUUGAGGCCCACCCGGUCCUCUUCCCUCUGCUCCAGGUGGUGGCGGCUGGACGCCCUGCUCUUUGCUAUUGCUCAGCUGUGCUCAGAGGCCUCCUGGCCACUCUGCUGUCCCACUGGGAAGCUUCCCGCGAGGCUUCAUCUAAAGACUCUCCCUGGCACCUGCAGGCUUCCUGCCUCCUGGUGUCCUGUAUGGGAGAGGGUCAGCUCCUGCCGCCAGUGCUGGCAAACGUCCACGAGGCUUUUGCCUACCUGAACCCGUUUGAGGUGAGGCUGCUGCUGCUGGCUGUGUGGGAAUACGUGAGGGGCAACGGGCCGCUGCCUCAGAAGUUUGUUUUCAGCCCAGACAAAGGCAUGUUCUGCAGGGAUUUCUCAAGGGACGGCGAUGUGUCCAGAUACGUGGCCCCGAUCCACAGCGUCCUGCAUAAAAACAUUGAUAGACUGGGACACCUGUGCUGGAGGUUUCAGCUGUGAAAUGGUGAUGAUUCAAGUCUAUAGUGACUGUAAAACUGGGAGAUUACGGUCAUUUCACUUCAGGAGUGGACUGAAUGUUCAUUAAUGUGGGACUGUGUGAAUAAGUUUGUGUUUAUAUUUUCAUUACCUUUGCUUUGGCUUCUGAAAG